Molecule: messenger RNA, 2175 nt
Organism: Scylla paramamosain (green mud crab)
Lineage: Eukaryota; Metazoa; Arthropoda; Malacostraca; Decapoda; Portunidae
Product: gastrula zinc finger protein XlCGF57.1-like
Exons: 2
Coding region: 1-1362 (453 amino acids)
Biological process (GO): regulation of transcription by RNA polymerase II
Cellular component (GO): nucleoplasm
Molecular function (GO): DNA-binding transcription repressor activity, RNA polymerase II-specific; RNA polymerase II cis-regulatory region sequence-specific DNA binding
Source: RefSeq, a predicted model, not a curated record
AUGCAGCAGCAGCAGGAACAGCUGGGAGCAGCAGGCGACCCCAGGCAGGCAGGAGUGGCCCCACUGAACACACUGCCACCCACACUGGCGGCAGGAACCACAAGUGUGACCACUGCGGGAAGACAUUUGCCCGGAAGAGUUAUCUCUCCCCACACAUCCUCACCCACACUGGGGAGAGAAAGUUCCAGUGCCUGGAGUGUGGGAAAAGAUUUACCAGGAAGGAUUCCCUUGACACACACAUCCUCACCCACACUGGGGGAGAGAAAGUUCCAGUGCCUGGAGUGUGGGAAAAGAUUUACCAGGAAGGAUUCCCUUGACACACACAUCCUCACCCACACUGGGGAGAGAAAGUUCCAGUGCCUGGAGUGUGGGAAAAGAUUUACCCUGAAAGGCCAUCUUGACAGACACAUCGUCACCCACACUGGGGAGAGAAAGUUCCAGUGCCUGGAGUGUGGGAAAAGAUUUACCCAGAAAGGUCAUCUUGACAGACACAUCCUCACCCACACUGGGGAGAGAAAGUUCCAAUGCCUGGAGUGUGGGAGAAGAUUUAUCAAGAAAGAUAAUCUUGACAGACACAUCCUUACCCACACUGGGGAGAGAAAGUUCCAGUGCCUGGAGUGUGGGAAAAGAUUUACCCUGAAAGGUGAUCUUAAACACAUCCUCACCCACACUGGGGAGAGAAAGUUCCAGUGCCUGGAGUGUGGGAAAAGAUUUACCCGGAAAGGCCAUCUUGACACACACAUCCUCACCCACACUGGGGAGAGAAAGUUCCAGUGCCUGGAGUGUGGGAAAAGAUUUACCAGGAAGGAUUCCCUUGACACACACAUCCUCACCCACACUGGGGAGAGAAAGUUCCAGUGCCUGGAGUGUGGGAAAAGAUUUACCCUGAAAGGUGAUCUUAACAAACACAUCCUCACCCACACUGGGGAGAGAAAGUUCCAGUGCCUGGAGUGUGGGAAAAGAUUUACCCAGAAAGGCCAUCUUGACAAACACAUCCUCACCCACACUGGGGAGAGAAAGUUCCAGUGCCUGGAGUGUGCGAAAAGAUUUACCCAGAAAGGCCAUCUUGACACACACAUCCUCACCCACACUGGGGAGAGAAAGUUCCAGUGCCUGGAGUGUGGGAAAAGAUUUACCCAGAAAGGCCAUCUUGACAAACACAUCCUCACCCACACUGGGGAGAGAAAGUUCCAGUGCCUGGAGUGUGGGAAAAGAUUUAUCAAGAAAGGUAAUCUUGACAGACACAUCCUCACCCACACUGGGGAGAGAAAGUUCCAGUGCCUGGAGUGUGGGAAAAGAUUUACCCUGAAAGGUGAUCUUAACAAACACAUCUUCACCCACACUGGGGAGAGAAAGUUCUAGUGUCUGGAGUGUGGGAAAAGAUUUACCCUGAAAUGUAAUCUUGACACACACAUCCUCACCCACACUGGGGAGAGAAAGUUCCAGUGCCUGGAGUUUGGGAAAAGAUUUAUCCGGAAAGGCCUUGACAGACACAUCUGCACCCACACUGGGGAGAGAAAGUUCCAGUGCCUGGAGUGUGGGAAAAGAUUUACCCUGAAAAGUAAUCUUAACACACACAUCCUCACCCACACUGGGGAGAGAAAGUUCCAGUGCCUGGAGUGUGGGAAAAGAUUUACCCAGAAAGGCCAUCUUGACAGACACAUCCUUACCCACACUGGAGAGAGAAAGUUCCAGUGCCUGGAGUGUGGGAAAAGAUUCAUCCAUAAAUGUUAUCUUAAUAUACACAUCCUCACCCACACUGGGGAGAGAAAGUUCCAGUGCCUGGAGUGUGGGAAAAGAUUUACCCUGAAAGGCCAUCUUGACAGACACAUUCUCACCCACACUGGAGAGAGAAAGUUCCAGUGCCUGGAGUGUGGGAAAAGAUUUGCCCAGAAAGGCCAUCUUGCCUCACACAUCCUCACCCACACUGGCUUUGAAGUGUUAGACAAGUGUUUGGACAGGGCUGACAGGUGGAAACAGACAGGUGUGUUUUGUACAGGGACUGCCACGUGUAGGCCUGAUGGCUUCCUGCACCAACCCUUGUGUUCUUGUGUACUACUACUACUACUACUACCACCACCACUACUACUAUUAAUAAUAAUAAAACACUUCAUUUCUUCACUCUUUUAAUAUAUUAUAACAUCCAUUUUCUUCAAAUAUAAGCUGGAAAAUUGU